AUGAAGUUGCUGAGGUACCCGCACAUUUUGCAAGCUAAAUACAACAAGACAUGCUGUUGCAUUGGAGAUUGGCUUGUGGUCGGUGGGCUGAAGAAACUUCAAGUUUUUUCCAUUUCGAAAUUGGUGGAUGGAGCGUUGGGCAAAAUAAGUUUACGUGAAGUGAGUCCAGAUUUCGAAGUUAAGAUCCCAGAAGUUCUAGAGACGAUAUACUGUAUUGUUGGAGAUCAAAAAAAGCUUUUUUUGGGCACAGAUACGGGUGUUUUUACAAUAGAAGAUUGGUUGGACUCGAAACUGUCAAAUAACGUCAGUAAGAAAAUGUUUGAACUGAGUGCACCCAGUACCAUAACGGACUUGAAAUUUGAUUCUACUACUGGUGUAAUUUUUGUUCUGGUCAAUUUUAGUGCUGAACGCAAUGCUGUACUACUGUUUAAACCGGAUGCUGGCCUGCAGAUUGGCGAAAUUCCUUUGGGUCAGACUAAGCCGUUAACUGGAAUCGUGGAUCCAACGGGCCAAAUAUUUACCGUCUCUUGCAGCGACCGACACUUGUACGUGUUUCAGUAUAACGAAAAGGGCGCGAAUAAGCUGCUGCAGAAACUACCGCAAUACGUACAAAUCGAUCCAAUACAUUACAAGAUAGCCAUGUCACCACAAGCGCAUUUGCUGCCAAUCGUGAACUCGUUGAACGGAACUACGCCUGCCAUCGCACUUUUGGCUGCGAAUAACGAUUUCAAAGUGGAGACUACGCUUGUAGGACAUAUGGAUAAAUGCAAAGUUCUCAAGUUCUCACCUCAAAUUUACGAAAAGCCGGCUAAAGACGGUUCGAAGGCCGUUUACAAUUUGCUCGCAACGUCCGGAACCGGUAAUCAAAACGUUGUCGUUUGGAACACGAAAAGAACGAAACCGCUUUUGAAUACGAAUGCAUUAUCUUCUUCGUUCGUGAACGACAUCGAGUGGAGUCACGAUGGACAGGCAUUGUUUGCAGUAACUGACGAUGGCUACUUGUUUAUUUUCGCAUUUCGCGAAACCGAGCUGGGACAAGUUUCACCCGAAAAAGACGUUGUGGCAAUGCGAAGUGCCCGUAAGAUCUUGGAGCCUUUACCCGACAACGUGGGUCCCGAGCCUGCUACUAGGGUGAAAGACGAACUCAACCUUUCCACUGCAGUGGCUUCUGUGUCGAAAGUUAACGGUAAGAAAAAGAUUGCGCCAACCACGAUUCAGAGCACGUCUAUGGAAUUCAAUGGACCUUCAUACAGCGUUCCUAAAGAUUUGAAACGAAAGCCUAAAGGUUCACAACAAGGCCCAACCAACAAAAAACAGAAACAUGAUCUAGAACCUAUGGAUUUUUUGGACACAAAUCUAAUAAUGCCCACGAUCUCUUUUUCUAAAGUGCGACUGGCGUCACCAAAAGUAAGACUCUCUUUCCAAUAUUCCCCUUCCCACGAUUCAAACUUCAUAUUCAGCGUCAAGAAUGGUACUGGGAACGAUCAAAAACCUACUGUUAUCACUCUGGAAGUGAAGGAUGGCGCUCAAACUAAAAUACUUUUCGAAGAUUUUAUGCCAAAAUUCGUUACAAUGUGUGUCGAAGGAGAGAGUUUUUGGUCUUGCUGCAGCGAUGACGGCGUCGUUUAUGUUUACUCAGACAGUGGUAAGAAAAUUCUGCCGCCUCUUAUCACCGGGACUCCCUGUAGCUUUUUAGAAGCUGCAGGAAAGUUUCUGAUGUGUGUAACGAGUAUGGGUGAAUUAUACUGUUGGAACAUCGAAGCUUGCAAACUGGAAUUUCCGGUGACAUCAAUAUAUCCACUUUUAAGCCCAUCACUAAGAUUUUCGGAUGAUGUUCUAACGAGGGCGGAAAAUAUCACGAUGUGCGCGGUAACUCGAGCUGGCGUACCAAUUGUGACUUUAAGCAACGGUGAUGGUUUUAUGUUUGAUAAAGAUAUGGAAACAUGGAUGUUAAUUAAUGACUCUUGGUGGGCAUACGGCUCACAAUAUUGGGAUGCUACGAAAACUUCGGCUGGCACUUCAAUGGGACCUUACAAUGAAAAGGAAGACAAAAAAAACAAUUCAUGGAAUAUGGAAGCUAAGGCUCUUAUUUCGGAACUCGAAAGUGAUGAGGCAAGCAUAAUCAAUUUUCUAGAACGCAAAACGAAUGACGAACUCCAUAGGAAAGGACGCGUAAGGAACUUGCAAAAGUUCUCUAAAACUAUUCUAAUAAAAGAGGGCUUCGAAAAUCUAGAGGAAGUUGUAACGUUAUCGCAUUUGGAGAAUAAACUUCUCGUAUUACUGAAACUUCAAGAAGACGCCGAGUUUGUGAAACUUCUGAUCGUUUAUUGUAUUCGCUUGAGUGAACUGGGAUACACCCAACGCCUCAGUGAUGUGAUGGAAUGGCUUUACGGCGAUGGUAAUUACAAGGAUAAAAUUAUUGGAGGGAAAACGGCCGAGGAUCUUUUGAAGAAAAUAAGCAUAGCCUGUGCUAGUAUUCGGCAUGUUCAACGUGUGACUACGAGCUUUGCAACUGCAAUCGGUAUGAUUAGCGAUGGAAUUUGA
Molecule: messenger RNA, 2544 nt
Organism: Lachancea mirantina
Lineage: Eukaryota; Fungi; Ascomycota; Saccharomycetes; Saccharomycetales; Saccharomycetaceae
Source: the annotation of a GenBank genome assembly